GAGGAUAUAGUUCAGGAGCUCGUUGGCGCAGGGGCCGAUGUCAAUAAACGAAAUGAUAAAGGGCUGUCUCCCCUGUAAGAUGGCUUUCGGACCGUUCGUUUUGUUUUCACAACUCGUGUAGCCAUUACGCAGCGUCCAAAUCCCGCAUAGACGUGAGUCUGGCUCUUUCAUGAGUGAUACGACUGAUGUCCUUUAAGGUCGGAAGGUUCCUGAUUCAGAGAGGUGCUGACAUUAAUGCGAGGGAUAAAGCAAAUCAAAUACCUCUCCACCGUGCAUCCACGACUGGGUCCACUGGAUUUAUCUCCCUCCUGCUUAAUCCGCCUCAAGGGUUGGCAGUAUCCAAACCAAGACUGAACACGGGGGAUCGCGUCGGGAACACGCCGUUGCAUCUGGCGAUGGAAUCUGCUCACGCACAGGCGGCAGUCUUGCUGAUCGAAGCUGGUGCUGAUCGAAAUAGGACCAACUUGGAGGACUUAACCCCUGAGAAUAUCGACGGCGUUGGAGGCGAAGAGCAGAGAAGGGCGAGACAGUAUGUAAUCGACCAUUGUGGUCCGCCAUGAAGGGACAGCGGAGUAGGUUUAUGGAGUGGCCCCCACGUCUACAGGAAGAAAUCAAGGAACACAUUACCAGAUUAAUCUCCGUAGUGAUUAAGGUGUCACAGUGUAAAAGUUUUCGGCCGAGGUGAUAAACCGGGUCGAUGUUGGCGAACCCUAAGAUGUCAUAUUUC
Molecule: messenger RNA, 727 nt
Organism: Pisolithus orientalis
Lineage: Eukaryota; Fungi; Basidiomycota; Agaricomycetes; Boletales; Pisolithaceae
Product: ankyrin repeat-containing domain protein
Exons: 5
Coding region: 186-560 (124 amino acids)
Cellular component (GO): nucleus; cytoplasm
Molecular function (GO): protein binding
Source: RefSeq, a predicted model, not a curated record